GGCAGUGCCGCCGCCAUGGCUUGGGGCUGGCGGCUGGGCCUGCUGGGCGGCCUGGCCGUGUGGGCGCAGCGGCGGCGGGCGGCGGCAGCGCAGGGUGCGGGGUGCGGGGAGCGGCAGGAGCUGGAGCUGCGCUUGGUGCAGGUGGUGUUCCGGCAUGGGGCACGCACCCCCCUGCGACCCGUCCCGGGGGCUGAGCCGCAGGUGGAGUGGCCGCCCAGCCUGUUGGAGGUGCCCGCUCACACGAAGCUCAACUACACAGUGACCGACCUCCGUGGCGGCCCGCAGCCUCCCUCGCCCUAUGAGGAGCGUUACAGGAAAACCACUUUCAAGGGUGGUGCUCUGGCAGGACAGCUGACCACCGUUGGGAUGCAGCAGAUGUUUGCCUUGGGGGAAAGGCUGAGGAGAAGCUACGUGGAGGAAGCCAGAUUUCUCUCACCAGCAUUUAAGCCUGCUGAGCUUACUGCUGGUGCUUGGAUCUGUUGCCAUCAAUGCUGCAAUUUCACAUCUGCUGAGGAGGUUUGCAUUAACUGCACUUCAGAAUCAAGAGAGGAAAGAGUUCCAGGACCUAUUGUCAUUGUCACUGAUGAAGCAAGCUCGGAAAUCCUCUACCCCAAUUACUACAACUGCCAGCGCCUCAAGUGCUUGACCAGGCAGAAGUUGAAGGAUGCUCAGCUACAGCCAGCGAUCUCUGAAGACUUGAAAACAAUUAAGAAGAAGAUGGGUGUUGAUGGUGAUGAGUCUGUGGACUUUUUUCUCCUCCUUGAUAACAUUUUUGCUGAGCAGGUGCACGGUUUGCCAAGCUGCCCUGUGCUGAAGGACUUUCAGCAGACCAUCGAGCGUCGAUGCAUAGACUCACUGCUUUUUGUUCUGGAAGACGGUUCAAGAGAAGUUCUUCAGAUGAGUGUUGGUCUCCUUUUCUAUACCUUACAGAAGAACAUUAGAGAAGCAGCAGAUCCCUCAUCUCCAGCUGAAAAGGCCAGAAAGCUCAUUCUGUAUGCGUCUCAUGAUGUUACCCUUAUUCCUCUCCUGAUGGCCCUGGGCACCUUUGAUCACAAGUGGCCCCCUUACGCCGCAGAUGUGACCCUCGAACUCUAUCAGCACCGGCAGUCCAAAGAGUGGUUUGUUCGCGUGUCUUACCAUGGAGAGGAACAAGUGGUGAAAGGAUGCAGAGCAGGACUCUGCCCACUAGAAGAAUUUCUAGAAGUUCUUUCGCAGUACUCAGUCAGUCCAGAGGAAUACAAUAAGCUGUGCUCUCAAACAGACGGGAAUCAGCAAAGUGACUUGUAAACAGUUGUCUUAAAUUAAAUAGUUUGAUAUCAUCGGAA
This is a messenger RNA of Coturnix japonica (Japanese quail), 1325 nucleotides long. It is a transcript of the gene ACP6, whose product is annotated as acid phosphatase 6, lysophosphatidic. The record is from RefSeq and is a predicted model, not a curated record. Gene Ontology annotation, cellular component: mitochondrion. Gene Ontology annotation, biological process: dephosphorylation; lysobisphosphatidic acid metabolic process. Gene Ontology annotation, molecular function: lysophosphatidic acid phosphatase activity. NCBI's taxonomy places the organism in Eukaryota, Metazoa, Chordata, Aves, Galliformes, Phasianidae.